Messenger RNA from Cyphomyrmex costatus, 1078 nucleotides. RefSeq lists its product as uncharacterized. The record is from RefSeq and is a predicted model, not a curated record. NCBI's taxonomy places the organism in Eukaryota, Metazoa, Arthropoda, Insecta, Hymenoptera, Formicidae. The coding region runs from base 179 to 748 and encodes 189 amino acids. The transcript has 5 exons.
UAUAAUAGUAGGAUGCAAUAAUAGAACAUUUCGUAAAUCUAAAAAACAAGAAAAAAUAGAGGAAAAACAAAAAAUAACAUUUCAUGCUUUCCCAAACAAUAAAAUAAGACGAUUAUCAUGGUGUGCAGCAUUAAACAUUCCGGAAAAUUCUGUAAAGCAAAAUGCAGUCAUAUGCUCCAUGCAUUUUCAUUCCAAAGAUUUCGACAAAUCAUCAUUAGUGUAUGUAAAAUUAAAAGCAGAUGCAGUUCCACAUAUACCUUCAGAAAUAUCAACAAUUGAGCAAGAAUCUUUAUCAGUAAUGAAUACAAAGAGAAUACGUGAAGAAACAUUCUUGGUUGGGAUACAGCCGCUUUUAUGCAAUGAAACAAUUACUGAAGGAAGUGUGGAAAGAAGUGAUAUAGCUGUUGUUGGCUCAUCACCCUUGAAAGAAUCUAAAUUUACUGCAGUAUCUCCAAGUAGAAUCUAUAAUUCGCCGGAGAAUGUUAAAUUAAGGAAAGAAUUGAAAACAACAAAGGAACAUUACAAAAAACGGUUGAAAGUUUUGAGCCAAAAAGUGAGACGUAUGAAAAAAAGGAUGACUACUAUGGAAGCUAUAUUUAAAACGUUAGGUGAAAAAAGAUUGUUACGAGCAAUUGUAUACUUUAAAAGACACAUUUUGAACAUCCCAUUUGAUCCCAUUUCAAAGCAUAAAAGUGCAUGUAUUUUGGAUCCAUGCCAUAUGCUUAAGUUGGUACGAAAUACUUUGUAAAUAAAAAUGGGGAGGAUAUAAAAUGGGAUUAUAUUGUUGCUCUGCAUAAACUUCAAGAAAAUUAAGGAUUGCAUUUGGGAAAUAAAUUGCAGAAAGAGGACACAUAGAAUAUCAUGAAAGAAAAAUCAUUGUCUGUCUUUGUCUAACGGACCGAUAAUCAUGGACAUUGGGAAGAUUCGAACCAAAAAAUCGUGGACAUUACCGAUACGAUCGUGGACAUUGGCUACAUAGUUCAAUGUCCACGUUUAGUGGACAUAGAGGCGCUUCAAAAUAAAUUAACAGCUAAAUCCCGGGCAUGACACGACCGCUCUCAGGCUUCUCUCUAGUAUU